AGAUCAACCCCAGAGGCACCUACCUGGCGGAGGCUGGCGUCCCAGCUUUGUCUCCUACCCCGACUCGGCUCCCCAACCCCCGCGCCAAGGGGCGGUUCCUGGCGUGGAGGCGGAGCCCGGGCGGGAUGCUGUCACCUGACUCCGCGACCCGGGCGGGCGGCUUCCUUCCCCUGCGCCAGGCUGGCAGGCAAGGUCGAGAGGCUCCGGCCUACCGGCCACCGCCAAUCACAGCGGAGCGCCAUGGAGCAGCGGAGCAGCUUGGAGCCGCCGUCACCGCGCCGAGCCCGGGGGUCCCGGCUGCUGCUGGCGCUGCUGGUGCUGCUGGCGCAGGCACCCGGCAUCCCGGCCAAGCCGAGUCCCCCGCUGUGGCCGAUGCCGCAGUCGGUGAAGAUGUCCCCCCAGCUGCUGCACAUCGACGUCGAGACCUUCUACAUCGACCACGGCCCCAAUUCCACGGCGGGCCCCACCUGCUCGCUGUUGCAGGAGGCGUUUCGGCGAUAUUAUGACUAUAUUUUUGGCUCCUACAAGAAGCGUUAUGACAUUGAUGAAUCUGAACUUGAACCACAGUUAGAGCAACUUCAGGUCUCAAUUGCCCUUGAGUCACAGUGUGAUUGUUUUCCCAAUGAGUCUUCAGAUGAGUCCUAUAGUCUACUUGUCCAAUAUCCAGUGGCUUUCCUCAAGGCCAACAGAGUUUGGGGAGCAUUACGAGGUUUAGAGACCUUUAGCCAGUUAGUAUAUCAGAAUUCUUACGGUACUUUCAACAUCAAUGUAUCCAACAUUGCUGAUUCUCCAAGGUUUUCUUACAGAGGAAUUUUAAUUGAUACAUCCAGACACUACCUGCCAGUCAGGGUUAUUUUAAAAACUCUGGAUGCCAUGGCUUUUAAUAAGUUUAACGUUCUCCACUGGCACAUAGUUGAUGACCAGUCUUUCCCUUAUCAGAGCGUCACUUUUCCUCAGCUAAGCAAUAAAGGAAGCUAUUCUUUGUCCCAUAUUUAUACACCAAGUGAUGUCUAUAAGGUGCUUGAAUAUGCCAGGAUACGAGGGAUUCGAGUUAUACCAGAAUUUGAUAGCCCUGGACAUACACAGUCUUGGGGACAAGGUGAGAAAGACCUUCUGACACCAUGUUACAAUGAAAGAAAGAAGGCAGAAGGUGUUGGACCUAUAAACCCUAUUCUAAAUACAACGUACACAUUCUUUGCCACAUUUUUCAAAGAAAUCAGUGAAGUGUUUCCAGAUCAUUUCAUUCAUUUAGGAGGAGAUGAAGUGGACUUUACAUGUUGGGCGUCAAAUCCAGACAUCCAAAAUUUCAUGAAGAAAAAAGGCUUCGGCAAGGAUUUCACACAACUAGAAUCUUUCUAUAUUAAAAAGAUUUUGGAUAUUGUUACAACCUUAAACAAGAGCUCCAUUGUUUGGCAAGAGGUUUUUGAUAAUAGAGUAGAGCUUCAGCCAGGCACAACAGUUGAAGUGUGGAAAAGUGACAAUUAUUUUGAGGAACUGAGUGUUGUAACAGCAUCUGGCUUCCCUGUAAUCCUUUCUGCUCCUUGGUACUUAGAUCUGAUUAGCUAUGGGCAAGACUGGACAAAAUAUUAUAAAGUCGAUCCUCUUAAUUUUGAAGGUUCUAAGAAGCAGAAACAACUUGUCAUUGGUGGAGAAGCUUGCCUCUGGGGAGAAUAUGUGGAUGCAACUAAUAUUAUUCCAAGAUUAUGGCCUCGGGCAAGUGCUGUUGGUGAGAGACUCUGGAGUCCUCAAAAUGUCACUGAUGUACAGGAUGCCUACAACAGACUGGCCAUACACCGCUGCAGAAUGAUCAGACGUGGAAUAGCUGCACAACCUCUUUUUACUGGAUAUUGUCCUAAAUAUGAGAAUAAAAUGGAAAACUGAACAGAAAAAAAAAAAGGAGGGAAAAGGCUACUGAAUCCAAACUAUCAUC
Messenger RNA from Nannospalax galili (Upper Galilee mountains blind mole rat), 1930 nucleotides. It is a transcript of the gene Hexb, whose product is annotated as hexosaminidase subunit beta. The record is from RefSeq and is a predicted model, not a curated record. NCBI's taxonomy places the organism in Eukaryota, Metazoa, Chordata, Mammalia, Rodentia, Spalacidae. Gene Ontology annotation, biological process: ganglioside catabolic process; glycosaminoglycan metabolic process; carbohydrate metabolic process. The transcript is spliced from 14 exons. The coding region runs from base 241 to 1881 and encodes 546 amino acids. Gene Ontology annotation, molecular function: beta-N-acetylhexosaminidase activity. Gene Ontology annotation, cellular component: membrane.